GGUCGCCCUUGUAGUGCAGGCCGCCUUGCUUCCACGCCUACAUGUCAGCAGGUUUGGUCUGAUUGCAGGGAUGGUGUCGACUAGUGUGGUCCUAGCCCGGAUCAAGAUGCGGUUAUGGAUACGAUGGGGUUGUGGAAUGCACCUAAUAGGCCAGACGUCGUUUUCCUGGAACCAGCGAAGUUGCUUCAGCUGUUGGGGUUGUUCCACUUAUACUGCCCUUGGCAUGGAGGGGCGUGUUGCAUGGAGGUUGAUUCCAUCGUGUAUCCUGGCCAGUUGUGUCGGUUGGUGCUCGUUUGUAAGUGUCGUUGUCAAUGGACGUGGCACUCAGCGCUUGUUGCAAAUACUGUGUACACAUCUCGAUUGCAACAGCAGAUGUAUCACACGACGGCUGCCACGGGUUUGAUGUACACCUUGCUCGAUACCUUAUGUGUUGCUUUGGGCAUGUCCUAUGUGCAUAAACCAACUUUCUAUAAGUUUAUGCACACCGAGGCCAAUAUGCAGGAGGGGUGGAAUUUGAAGGUAUGCAGACAAGAUGUUCGAUAUUGUGAGUUAGUCCUCAAAACGGUUAUGCAAAGAGGUGAGUCUGUCAUUCUCAUGAUCGAUAAGCGCUACGACUUGGCAAGGUCCGUGCAGCACUGCAGUGUGACAGCCAUCGAGUACGAGACUCGCCUUGUGUUGGGUGUCCACACUCUUCGUCCAAAAACGGAGGGCAAGGCGUCCAAUCAGCUUGAGGCGCCGACUGUCUUGUGCCUGCUACGAGGCUUGCUUGGGAAGGGGUUGCACAUCAGGACGGUUGUGACGGAUGACUAUGCAGCGUUGGGUCCUCAACUUCGCAAUCGGAAUAUUGCUUGGCAGAAAGACUGCCACCAUGAAAUGAAGAACAUUCACAGGCACUUCCAAAAGAUCUUGAAGUUGAAGGAGGCAAAAAAAUUGAGUAGCCAUCAUGACUGCGUGCCAGAAGCUCAGUUGAUGCAUUUCACGAAGAAGGACAUGCUAACAGCUCUGUUUGACAGAUUUGGUGUGGGUGUUCUUACGGCGAAAGAAAAGAAAUUGAAGAAAUCGAAUUUUGUCGGGGUUGUGCUGAAGAAGAUAUACCCUUAUGGCAUGUUGACGAACAGUCGACUUUUAACUAUCGAUCCUGCUGGUGUGACAAAGUUUCAUGCACACGAGGUUGGGAUGUGGUUCCUCCGCGCUUCUGAGCUCUGCAGGGAUGAGGGUGGAGAUGUUGUGAAUUUGCAUGAGGAUAUCAUGAUGAUCACUGGUCACUGGGCAGGAGAUCACACGAGGUGCAUUGGGGAAAGGCAAAUUUUGUGUGAGAAGGUUGCGGGUCCAACCGUUUACCUUUGUACACCCGCCACGACACUGUGUAUGGAGUGAUUGUCUCCCUUUUGGGGAAACACUGGAGCACUAACAUC
Messenger RNA from Chara braunii, 1415 nucleotides. The record is from the annotation of a GenBank genome assembly. NCBI's taxonomy places the organism in Eukaryota, Viridiplantae, Streptophyta, Charophyceae, Charales, Characeae.